AUGAAACUUCUUAUGGCCCGAUACUGGCUUGAUGGUAUGAGAUGUCACAUCGACGAUGCCUUUAUGAAUGCCCUUAAUAUCUUGGAAAACAUUAAGGAAGAUUAUUCAACCGAGGUCUGUGAUCGUCUGGAUCGCUUCCGAGAACCGCUUUACGAAGAGAACGAAUGCAAAGCCAUCGAGAAUGCAGAGGCUGAGAGCAUUCGUAGAAUGAGGGCAGGACAUGACCAGCAGUUGCAGCAAGAUCUGGCCAGAGUGUUCGCAGAGGGAAAAACUUGGCUUCAGCGACUUUGGCAAGAGGAUGGCUCGAAAACAUGGGGAUAUGCAGUUUUUGAGAGUCCACAGUUUGUUGCUGAUCCUAAAUGUGAUGUCUAUAAGGGAGAGCAAAAAAAGGUAAUAGAAAAAUCUCUGGAUCGCAUCGGUGCGGGUAUGGAGAUUUUUCGCCGUUACAAGAUGGAAACGCAAUCCUGGCCAUCUCAGAUUAGUACUCAUCGAUUCCCCGAGGUUGUCGACAAGUUGCGCCAAGAGUUCAAGAAUCGACGAAAUAGAGGCAGCCUUUCUGACGGUCUUCUUCCGAACGUUUUCUUAUACCUGGAUCACGAGUCUGCGAUCUCACUAUUUCAUGCCCAUGGGCAUGUCGACGCUAUGUGGAUCUGGGCUGUUGAUCCGGACUACGAGCCUGAGAAUGAUCCUACAGGCGAUUAUCAAGGCUACUUGCGUGUUUGUCUCAAGCAACUCGUGGAUAACUUCUACGUUGCUCGCCGCUGGCAAAGUGACCUUUCAAUGAACGAUCUUUGGAACGCGGCUCAAAGAGAGUCAAACGAAGCAUUCGCAUCCGUGGAGCCGGAGAUGCCAGAUGAAUUCCCCCUCAGAACAAAAAGCAACAAUGUUGCACCGGAAUAUUUACGAGUUUUACAUCCAAUAAGGCAUGACUGA
Messenger RNA from Penicillium argentinense, 933 nucleotides. RefSeq lists its product as uncharacterized. The coding region runs from base 1 to 933 and encodes 310 amino acids. Lineage: Eukaryota; Fungi; Ascomycota; Eurotiomycetes; Eurotiales; Aspergillaceae. The transcript has a single exon. The record is from RefSeq and is a predicted model, not a curated record.